Paramecium pentaurelia is the source of this 2093-nucleotide messenger RNA. The record is from the annotation of a GenBank genome assembly. Lineage: Eukaryota; Ciliophora; Oligohymenophorea; Peniculida; Parameciidae.
AUGUCAAAUUAAGGUAUGUUAAGGAUAGGAACUUAAGAUUCUUUUUCAAGAAAAAAUCAAUUUAAUUAAUUUCAUACUACUCCUAGUCAUCGUAAAACUUCUUAAACUAAACCUAUAUCAAUUGAUUAAAUUCCAGACAAUGCAAUAGAAAAAUUUUAUUUGUAUAAACAAAAAAAGAAUGAGGUGAGAAUGAAACAAUAAUUGAGUAAAUAAAGUUAACGAUCAUCUCAGAAUUCAAUUGCCUAAACUAACUAAUUCUUUAUUAAUGCCAAUUUCGUUAGUAAUUAAGGUGGUUAGCAAAAGCGUUCUGGUUAAUCUAUAACUAUUGAAGCCAUAGAAUCAGUUAAAAGAACUAUAAAAACAGAUAUGGGAAAUCCUGCAUCAUUAUUAAAUAAGGCAAAAAGCUUAGGUCAAGAUGAAUAAAUGCAAUAAGUUAAACAUCAUAAUGUUGUUGUAAAAUUUGGCAACUAAGAUUAUUACUUUUAUUUUGAAGCUCAGUAAGAUUAAAAUGAUAUUAAAUUAGUAUUAAUAUGAGAUCUAUUUGGUUUUAAAUAUUGUAAAGAUUACAUGAUACUACAUUUGCAAAUCCAUAAGAAUGUUAUGCCAAUCUUAAGGAUAAACCAUCAGUCAAUUAAAUUGUUAGCUUCAUUUCAUAAUAACAUUCAAUACCAAUUGACUAUUAUAUAGCUCAACCAGAUUUACAAUUCAAUGUCUUUAUGAAUUCUGGUUUAAAAUUAGAAGCAUUCUUUUUAUAAACAUAAUCAGAACCUAAAGUUAGUUUAAAGGAUUUUAUUUUUUUGAAAAACAUUGGUGUAGGAGGUUUCUCUUUAGUUUAUUUGGUUAGAAAAAAAGAUACAGGAAAAUUUUAUGCUCUCAAACUUAUUGAUAAAGAAUUCAUUAUAGCUAAGAAAAAAUAAUAAAUUGUAUUGAAUGAACGAAAUAUUAUGACUUUCCUUAACAGUCCAUUCUUAUUACAUUUAUCAUAUGCAUUCGAAUCCAGACAAUUCGUAGUUUUUGUUCUAGAGUUUUGUUAAGGUGGAGAACUAUUUUACUAAUUGAAACAAAUCAAAAGAAUGAGUGAAGAAUAAGCAUGCUUUUAUAUAUCUGAAAUUUGUUUGGUAUUAAUUUCUAUUGAUUUUUAAGGGUUUACAUGAAAUUCAUUCGUUAAAUAUAUUAUAUAGAGAUAUUAAACCUGAAAACAUCUUAAUGGAUAUAGAAGGACAUGUUAGAAUUGCAGACUUUGGUUUAAGUAAACCAGAAAUAAGUAGAGAAGAAAAAGCAUAUAGUUUUUGUGGAUCUCCAGAAUAUAUGGCUCCUGAAAUGCUAUUAAAAUAAGGACACUCCUAAACUGUUGAUUUUUAUUGUUUAGGUGCAUUGCUUUAUGAAUUACUUACUGGAUUACCACCAUAUUAUUCAACAGAUACAAAUUAAAUAUAUUAAGAUAUACUCUAUUCUAAAUUAACUUUUCCUAAUGAUGUAAUAUUUUUCAUUUAAUUUAAGUUAAAUUUAUCAAAAGAAGUGAAAAGUCUUCUAAUGUCAUUAUUAGAUAAAAAUCCAAACCAAAGAUUAGGAGCUUCUGGAGGUAUACAAGAGAUCCUUUAACAUCCUUUCUUUGCUUAAAUAGAUUUUAAACAACUAAUACUAAAAAAAGUUAAACCUCCAUUUCGUCCAGACCCAUUAAAAAUGAAUUUAGAUGAAAAAGAAUCAUAAAAAGGAGAAUAAGAUUUUAGAAAAAUGAUUGGUUCUAAUAAAGGUUCAAAUUUACCAGUUAUUUUUGGUUCUUCAUUUUAUUAUGAAUCUCCUUAAGAGACUUAAAUUAAAUCUGUCUACAAAGAAUGGCUAGCACACACUAAUUUAUAACCAAAUACUCCUUGUGUGUCAUCUUAUCAUAGUUAAGGAAGGUAUUUAAAAAUCUCCUAAAUAUUUUAAGAUAAAAUAAAUCAUAGGAUAUAGUACCAUUAGUUCAAUCAGUCAAAAAUAAUCCUAGAUCUCGCUAAAUGUUAAAUUAAAAAUAAUAAUCAUAAAAAGCAGUUGGUUAGAAAUCAUCAUUGGAAAAAGUAAAUUAAGACAGAAGAUUUUUUUCGAAAAUUUGA